Hibiscus syriacus is the source of this 1477-nucleotide messenger RNA. Its product is annotated as protein IQ-DOMAIN 14-like. The record is from RefSeq and is a predicted model, not a curated record. Gene Ontology annotation, molecular function: protein binding. The coding region runs from base 83 to 1423 and encodes 446 amino acids. Lineage: Eukaryota; Viridiplantae; Streptophyta; Magnoliopsida; Malvales; Malvaceae. The transcript is spliced from 4 exons.
GCUUUUAACCCAAAAGGGAAAAAUGGUUGUAUUACAAUCAACACUGACUUCAAGUGGUGGUUCAGUCGACGGCAAUUGAGCCAUGGGCCUUUUCCGGCGACUCUUCGGCGCCAAGAAGCCCGCCCAACACCGCCCGGAAAAAGACAGGAGGCGUUGGAGCUUCACCAGAUCUUCCAAUCCCACGUCUUCCACUUCUCAUCUCGAUGCCUUUUCUGGUACAGGCAAUGACACAUUGGAUGCCAACAAGCACGCUAUAGCAGUCGCGGCCGCCACCGCUGCUGUCGCCGAGGCUGCUCUGGCAGCAGCCCAUGCGGCGGCCGAGGUCGUAAGAUUGACAAGCUGCGGUGGUCCUGGCGGCGUCGGUGGGAGCAACCGACGCCUCCGACAAGGAGCGGCGGCUGUUAAGAUUCAGUCCGCUUUUCGAGGUUAUCUGGCACGGAGAGCACUGAGGGCGUUGAAAGCGCUGGUGAAGCUUCAAGCACUGGUGAGAGGCCACAUAGUGAGAAAGCAAACAGCAGACAUGCUCCGACGCAUGCAAACAUUGGUCAGACUUCAAGCUCGAGCCCGUGCUAGCCGUUCUUACGUGACGAAAUCUUUUGAUUCAACCUGCAAGAUAUCUCAUUCACGAAAUGCUGUCCAUGAAAAUGCUGUUAAAGAUGAAUGCCGGCAUCGUGCUUGUAGUACUAAAUUUGAUGGACCCUCAAUCCUAAAGAGAUGUGGUUCGAAUUCAAACCUUAUGGACAUCAUCAAUCUAGAGAAAGCGGGGUUGGGAUCGAAUUGGUUGGACCAUUGGAUGGAGGAAAGUUUAAGGAAUAACCAUGGAGAUGUGCUGCGUCGACAUAGGCAUGUCGAUGAUGAGAAGAGUGACAAAAUCCUUGAAGUUGAUACUUGGAAGCCUCACUUGAACUCCCAGCAAUCUAAUAGAAACUUCAGGGCAUCGCAGCAUAGCUCGGCUUUUGAUUAUAACCAGAGCUUCAUGGCAUACGACUCCCCAAGAAAACUUUCGGGAAAAGCCUCGAAUCCUAUACCAAAUAACUUCGCAGCCGAAGCGAUUUCAAGGAAAUCUGAUAUCGACAACAGCCCCCAAGGACUUUCUGCAUCAUCAUUCAGACCUGGAAGUAGUAGUGCUAGGAGAAGUCCGUUUGCUAGGAGCGAAUGCUCAUGGGGCUACUUAAGUGGAUAUUCUGGUCAUCCGAACUACAUGGCAAAUACGGAAUCGUCCCGAGCCAAGUAUCGGUCCCAGAGCGCCCCGAGGCAGAGGCUGGAGUUCGACAGGUAUGGUUCGACCCGAAGAACUUUACAGGGGUUGUGGGAUUCAGGGGCUAAUUCAGGAGAUUUUGCUCAACAUGUUGAUUUUAGUUACAGGCCUCAUCCGACGUAUGAUCGGUUGAAUAAGUUUGCAAGUGCCCACCAAGGGCGAUGAUCCUCCCCUCCCACUUUCAUUUCCUCGUGUGUAGGCUUGUAAUCAACUUACGGU